AUGGCUGAGCGGGAAGGUCGCUACCGGCGCGAUGCCGCGUCCGCCGGCCCCGAUGACGAUGAUGACGACUCUUUCAGCGACAGCUUGUCUCCGAGCCCGCCGCCUGUCAAGAAGAGACGCAGUCCGCCACGCGACCGCCCUGCGCCGGUGCCAAUGCCGGUGCCAAUGCCGGUGCCGAUGCCGGCGCCGGAGCCCGAUGUGCGCGAGAGGCUACGCGCAGAGGAGGACAAGUUUCGGAGGAGUCCUCUUGUCGGGGGCGGCUCGAGAAUGGAUGCUGCCAGUCCGAGGGUGGACCGCUACUCACCGCGUGUUGAUGGACGCAGGGAAAGCCGCGCCGACGGUAGGAGGGAGAGCAGGCUUGCCGGUGCCGAAAGUCGACUCGAUGGACGAGACAGUCGGAUGGAUGGCCGCGAUAGUCGGGUCGAUGGAGGGCAUCGGGACUCGAGGAGAGACAGCCAGCGCGAGCGGGAUCGCGACCGCGACCGGGAUCGCGAGAGGGACAGGGACAGAGAAAGCCCGCCGCCAUUUUCGACCAAGAGGCAAAGCAUUACGGAUCGUCUGAGGAACUCAUGGAAUGCCCGUAAGGAUGGUGCCCGCGACACGCCUCCCCCGCCCAACGCCUCCCUCAACAGGCCGCCCUCGCGAAUGCAUUCGCGCCGGUCCUCGAGUGCCGCUGCACCCUCUCCUCCAGGACCUUCCUCCCAGCGACCGAGUCCCAUCGCCAAGGUCCGCGAGUGGCUCGACACCUGCAACGGCGACCAUGGGACACACUGCCACGGCGAUCCAGGCGGGCCGGCAGCGCCUCACUCGGAUUCAGAGGACUCAGACCAAGAGUCUGUCCUGCCGCCGCGAGGACCAGGCGGGCCGCCUACAUACAGGCCCAUCUGGCUCAUUGACGCUGUCAGCCGCCGCCUUGUGCGGGCUCGCGCCCAGGACCGUUACAUCGCCCUGAGCUACGUCUACGAGAAGACGCCCGCGCAGACCGCUGCCUCUGCCCACCGCCCCCGCGACGCGCGUCGGGAAAACGUGGACAUGUUGACCGCCACGAUCGAUGAUGCUUCAAUGCCCCAAGCCAUUGCAGAUGCAAUCUGGCUCACCCGCAAGUUGGGUAUCCACCACCUCUGGGUCGACCGUUUCUGCAUCGUGCAGGACGACGACCUGGAAAGGGAGGAAUAUCUUCGCAACAUGGCAUACGUUUUUGCCAAUGCCUACCUUGUCGUCGUGGCUGCUGCCGGCGAGGAUGCUGAUACGGGCCUCAGCGCCCUCGUCCGUCCUGGCGGAAAGGCGCCGCCGCCUGUGCCCAAGGCUGCCUUGGGCCCACCAGGCCGCAAAGGCCACGAGGACAUGCUCAUGGACACACGCUGGCGUGACCGUUGCUGGACCAUGCAGGAAGGCUUCUAUGGCCGGCGUGCCUUGUUUGUCUUCCAAGAUACCAUGACUUGGGAGUGUCACUGCGACACGUGGAACAUGGCUGGUGAAGGGCCCAUAGCUGCUGCCGCGGCCUCGCCUGCCGUGGCCAAAGUGCCUGGCCUGCAGCGCAUGCUCAGCUUGCGCUCAUCGUCUGCUCCCAGUGGCCCGGCACGCCACCUUCACCGUAAGUGCACAGCUCGCGUGUACCCGGCUGCGCUAGCGUUCCGUCACACGCCUUGGCCUGAUCUGGACGAGUACGCUCGCAUAUGCAUGGACUUUUCUGCCCGGCGCCUCGGCAAUAUCCAAGAUACCCCAGAUGCCUUCCGCGGCUUCACCACGGUUCUGGCACGUACCUUUGCUGGCGGUUUCGUCUGCGGCAUGCCGGGUCCUCUUUCUCGACGCCGCCCUUCUCUGGCGGCCUGCCGCCACCAUACGUCGACGUCAGCUGGUUCCCACCAUGUCCUCCGGCGGCAUGCCGCCAGUCCCCAGCUGGAGCUGGCUGGGCUGGUUCUUCGAUGGUGCGGCAGCCGACAUGACACUCUGGCGGGCGGCCGCUGA
Messenger RNA from Verticillium alfalfae VaMs.102, 1968 nucleotides. RefSeq lists its product as hypothetical. The record is from RefSeq and is a predicted model, not a curated record. Lineage: Eukaryota; Fungi; Ascomycota; Sordariomycetes; Glomerellales; Plectosphaerellaceae. Bases 1 to 1968 code for a protein of 655 amino acids. The transcript has a single exon.